AGCCCUCACCACGACAACCUCCUCAUCGCGGCAGAACCGUCAAGAUGGCCAAGUCCAAGAACUCGUCUCAACACAACCAGAGCAAGAAGGCUCACCGUAACGGUAUCAAGAAGCCCAAGACCUACCGUUACCCAUCCUUGAAGGGAACCGACCCCAAGUUCCGACGCAACCACAGACAUGCUCUCCACGGCACCAUGAAGGCUUUGAAGGAGCGCAAGGAAGGAAAGCGAGAGGUCGCCUAAAUAGAAGUCAGAGGGGAGAAAACGAAAAAAUGAACAAUGAAAAAAAUGCAUUCCAUCUUGAUUUAUUCGGCGAAAGACCUUGUGUGAUAAUGAUAUGUCAUGAUUUGUCAAAUAGACACGACAAUUCGACUUGCCGGAGAUGACGAGGCUCAACAAACUUGU
This is a messenger RNA of Talaromyces stipitatus ATCC 10500, 404 nucleotides long. RefSeq names its product 60S ribosomal protein L29. Gene Ontology annotation, molecular function: structural constituent of ribosome. Bases 45 to 242 code for a protein of 65 amino acids. The record is from RefSeq and is a predicted model, not a curated record. Gene Ontology annotation, cellular component: cytosolic large ribosomal subunit; ribosome. NCBI's taxonomy places the organism in Eukaryota, Fungi, Ascomycota, Eurotiomycetes, Eurotiales, Trichocomaceae. Gene Ontology annotation, biological process: cytoplasmic translation. The transcript has 4 exons.